CCAUGGACCACCACCCACUGUCGCGCACGGCGUCGACCGAGAGCACGACGGCGCCGGCGACGGCCUCCUGGCAGCCGUCCAGCGGGCGCAAGGCGCGGGCCAGCGAGCCGCAGGCCGGCACCGAGAGCAUCGAGGUCAAGCUGAGCCCGCUGGGGUCGGCCGCGCUCGCGCCCAUGCGGCCGGCGGGACUGACAGCGCGACGGCCGUCGCGGGCGUCGGACAGCCUCAGGGACUACUUUGGCCGCAGCAGCAUGGGCGGCUCUGCGAUCGACGAGGAGGACAGGGACGCCGACGCAACGCCCCUAGCGGGCUUGUCGGGGGCUAGGAGGUCUGACGUCGACGCGGAAAAGCGGAUGUCGUUCUCGUCGCUGUACAGCAUCGGCUCGGCCCUCUACGCCAACUCCCGCGGCCACUCGUGGAGCGCACGCAGUUCGAUCGUGGGCAGCGAACCCGACGCCAAAAUGUCGUCCGACCCCCACAGCACCGCCAGCGCCGCCGGCGCCGGCACCACCGCCACGAACACCCUGUCCGUGACUACCCACAGCCAGCACGGCUCGCUGGGCCCCAAGCUGUCGCCGACCCAACUGCUCUUCCCCGUCGACCCGUCUGCUGCUGCCGCCGCCACCGCCGCCGCCGCUGCCUCGCCGCUCAGCACCUCCCCCGCCAAUGCAGCACCCAAUGCAGCACCCAAUGCCGCGCCCAAUGCCGCGCCCAAUGCCGCCAACGCCGUCCCGCGCCGCUCGCGCUCGCGCACCACCCACCGCCGCGUCAGCGGCAGCACCGCCGCCAGCAGCAGCCCCGCCAGCAUCAACAUGCGCGAGCCCAAGAAGCCCACCAAGGGCAUCAUCGGCGUGUGCGCCCUGGAGAGCAAGGCCCGCAGCAAGCCCGCCCGCAACAUCUUCGGCAAGCUGGUCGACGACUUCGACGUCAAGAUCUUCGGCGACAAGAUCAUCCUGGACGAGGACGUUGCCAACUGGCCCGUGUGCGACUUCCUGAUCUCCUUCUUCUCCGACGGCUUCCCGCUGGACAAGGCCAUUGCCUACGUGCGCCUGCGCAAGCCCUUCUGCGUCAACGACCUGCCCAUGCAGCAGGUGCUGUGGGACCGCCGCCUGUGCCUGUCCAUCCUCGACAAGCUCAACGUCCCCACCCCGAAGCGCAUCGAGGUCAACCGCGACGGCGGCCCCAAGCUGCCCUCGCCCGAGUUUGCCCGCCAGCUGGCCGAGCGCACCGGCGUCACCCUGUCUGGCGCCAGUGAUGGCACUGGCGGCGGCCUGGCCCCGCCCAAGAAGAUCGACCUGAUGGACGAGGGCGACACCAUCUUCGUCGACGGCCAGACCCUGACCAAGCCCUUUGUCGAGAAGCCCGUCAGCGGCGAGGACCACAACAUCCACAUCUACUUCCACAGCAAGGACGGCGGCGGCGGCCGCCGCCUGUUCCGCAAGAUCAACAACAAGAGCUCCGAAAAGGACGACAGCCUGCUCACCCCGCGCUCCAUCACCGAGCCCGAGUCCAGCUACAUCUACGAGCAGUUUCUGCAGGUCGAGAACGCCGAGGACGUCAAGGCCUACACCGUCGGCCCGCAGUUCUGCCACGCCGAGACGAGGAAGUCGCCCGUCGUCGACGGCCUUGUUAAGCGCAAUCCCAGCGGUAAGGAAGUUCGUUAUGUGACCAAGCUCAGUGAAACAGAGGCUGCCAUGGCCGCCAGGAUCUCCGAGGGCUUCGGCCAGCGCGUGUGCGGCUUCGACCUGCUGCGCGCCGGCGACCAGAGCUACGUCAUCGACGUCAACGGCUGGAGCUUCGUCAAAGACAACGGCGACUACUACGACAAGGCAGCAAACAUCCUGCGCGACAUGUUCCUGGGCGAAAUCGCACGCAAGCAGCGCAAGGAUGCCGCCCAGAGCGCCGCCGUCGAUGCCCAGGGAGGAUCCGACAAGGCCGAUUCGAGAAAGAGUAUUUCAAGCCACCGCCAGGCGUUGAAGGGGUUGUUCAAGAGUCCUAGUAUGUCAAGAAUGGGGGAUCACCACCGCCACCACCAUCUCCCCCACAUGCGGCAGGCUAGCACUAUGCCUUCUUCUCCUGAGACCUCGCUAAGUACCACCCCCAUUGCAGCUAGUCCCAGUUUCGAGAAGCCCGAUCCCACGGCCGUCUUCAGCCCUCCCACAGUCGGCACCAUACCGCCUGCCCCAGCCUCCGAGCCAGAUCUCUUGCCUCCGCCUGCCGUGCGCGACGAUGAAUACGCCCUCGAGGAGCCAGAGAGAUCCAUGUCCGAAGACGCCCAGAUUCCCGUGCCCCCGCCGGCCUCGAAAGCGCAGUGGAAACUCAAGGGUGUUGUGUCUGUCAUCCGGCACGCCGACCGUACACCGAAGCAGAAGUUCAAGUACACGUUCCACGCGCAGCCGUUUGUGGAUCUGCUCAAGGGACACCAGGCCGAGGUGCUGUUGAUUGGCGAGCCGGCAUUGCAGAGCGUCAGCGAUGCAGUCAAGGUCGCCCUUGAUGAGAAGCUCGAGGAUCCGAAAAAGCUGCGCGAGCUACAGCUCUAUCUCCAGAAGAAGGGCCCCUGGCCGGGCACAAAGGUGCAGAUCAAGCCCAUGUUCCGAAAGAGGAGGAAGGACGAGCUGUUGCCAGGCGAGUCGCUGCCGGAAGAGUCUCCCGAAAGGCAACGACAAGGCUCGACAUCCAGUGUCCUCCGGGACGCCGGUAAUGAAAGCAGCAACGAGAACGAUCCCGAGCGCCUGAAGAACAGGAGUGACUCCAUGUCUGGCGUGACCCUGUCCCGCAUCACCGCGCAGGACAACAACAUGGUGCUUGACAAGCUGCAGUUGAUCAUCAAAUGGGGAGGCGAGCCGACUCACUCAGCCCGCCACCAGACUCAGGAUAUGGGUGCCAACUUGCGAAACGAUCUUCUCCUGAUGAACCGUGAUGUCCUCGAUGAGGUGCACAUCUUCAGCAGCUCAGAGCGCAGAGUCACCACGAGUGCGCAGAUCUUCGGAGCCUCGUUCCUCGAGAAGGAUCAAUAUCCUGCAGAGCAGAUCCACGUUCGCAAGGACUUGUUGGACGACUCGAACGCCGCAAAGGAUGUUAUGGACAAGGUCAAGAAGAGGCUCAAGACGCUGCUGCGCGCUGGCGACAAGGCGCCACCGCAGUUUGCAUGGCCCAAGGACGUUGCAGAGCCAUACAUUGUUGUUCGACAGGUCGUGGCUCUGAUGAAGUUCCACCAGCGUGUGAUGAACCACAACUUCAAGAAGAUUGAGUCUGAAGCCAUCUCGUCGCUCAACGCUCUCAAUUCACCACCGGCUGCCGACGGUACUCCAGGACAGUCCAAGUACACCAACGUCAACCACAUCCAGUCGCGAUGGUGCUGCAACGAGGGCCCGGAGUUGUUCAAGGAGCGCUGGGAGAAGCUCUUCAAGGAAUUCAAGGAUGCCGAUAAGGUCGAUCCUAGCAAGAUCUCUGAGCUCUACGACACUAUGAAAUUCGACGCCCUUCACAACCGGCCGUUCCUCGAGUGGGUCUUCACGCCAGACGACACUUUCAUCGACGAAUAUGCAAUCGUGGACAGCGUUAAGCCGAAGACGUCAGAGGAGCCAGAGGCAAAGGAAGGCUCCGAGAAGCACCACGAACGUGGCAGCAUUGCCCGCCGCAUGGGGUUCAGACGCCCGUCGGAGGUCGCCUUGAAGCCUGCUGCUCCACCGUCCUACGUCAACGAGUCAUACUUCAAGCUCUACACCGGCAUGGGCAAUGCUGCGUCCAAGGCGCAGAUGGACGCGCGUCUGGUGAAGCUCCGUGAGAUGUAUCAUCUAUGCAAGGUCCUGUUCGACUACAUUGGUCCACAAGAAUACGGCAUCGAAUCGGAAGAGAAGCUGGAGAUUGGCCUGCUGACCUCACUGCCCCUACUCAAGGAAAUCGUCGGCGACCUCGAAGAACUGCAAGCCUCGGAUACGCCCAAGUGCUUCUUUUACUUCACCAAGGAGUCCCACAUCUACACGCUGCUCAACUGUAUCCUCGAGGGCGGCAUCAAGACCAAGAUCGAGCGCAAUGCCAUCCCCGAGCUCGACUAUCUCUCCCAGAUCAACUUCGAGCUGUACGAGUCGGAAAAUGCAAGCACAGACGAUAACCCCCACACAUUCAACUAUAGCAUCCGAAUUACCCUGUCGCCGGGCUGCCACGCCUUCGCUCCGCUCGACGUCCAGCUCGACUCGCGCCACAUGAUAGGCUUCUCCCCGCGCCGCGGUCUUACCGCGCACCAGGACUGGAAGGAGGUGCUUGAGACGCUUCGGGCCAAAUUUCACACCGUCAAGCUCCCCAAAUCUUUCGUCGCCAUCGAUCUCUCCGAGAAAGAAGCGUUUGAACGCCGCUCCAACGGCGCCGGGAACGGAAACGGAAACGGAAUCGGAAAUGGACUUGGAAAUGGUGUGGGAACCACUGCUGCCAAGAAGGAAAAUGUCGAUCCUGAAACGGCCGAGCGUGGAAGGAGCGAGGAGCGUAGGGCGGAGACUAGCAAGGACGUGCCCCAAGUGUAGGCUCGCUGGACGGCGAGAUGGCGUGCACAGGCCGGUACGGGGCGUUUGCAGACAUGGUAGAAGGUUCACCCGGGAGUUUGUUUUUGCAAGGCUAGACGGGCACGGGCAUGGGUACGGUGUGGUUCUACAUGGUUCUGCGUCGCGAGACAAUGGUGUGAGAUGGUACAUAGAUUCGUUAUAGACUAAGCCACGCUUGAAUUUUUAGCCUACCGGGUAGAACGGGGGGUGGAUGCUUGUGUUGUACGCUAGUUUUUAUGGUGUCUUGCAAGAUUAGCGGAAUGUGUGAUGCACAGCACAGCGAGAAGUGAGGCUACUGCAUCCAGGCACAUGUGACUAGCUGCUGAGGUGGAUGCAGCA
This is a messenger RNA of Boeremia exigua, 4877 nucleotides long. Its product is annotated as histidine phosphatase superfamily-domain-containing protein. Gene Ontology annotation, cellular component: cytosol. The transcript is spliced from 3 exons. NCBI's taxonomy places the organism in Eukaryota, Fungi, Ascomycota, Dothideomycetes, Pleosporales, Didymellaceae. The annotation marks the transcript as partial. Gene Ontology annotation, biological process: inositol phosphate biosynthetic process; inositol metabolic process. Gene Ontology annotation, molecular function: 5-diphosphoinositol pentakisphosphate 1-kinase activity; inositol hexakisphosphate kinase activity; diphosphoinositol pentakisphosphate kinase activity. The record is from RefSeq and is a predicted model, not a curated record.